AUGGCCCCGCUGCACCCUGUGGCUGUGCAGUGCCAGGAGGCACAGCUGGUGGUCACAGUGCACAGGGACCUCUUUGGCACCGGGCGCCUGGUCAGGGCUGCGGAUCUGAGCCUGGGGUCAGCCUCCUGCCUGCCCGUGGUCUGGAGCACCUCUGAGACCACUGUGACCUUCGUGGCUGGGCUGCACGAGUGUGGCAGCACCCUCAGGGUGACCCCUGAUUCUCUAAUCUACACCACGAGCUUAAAUUACAGCCCAGUUCUUCCCAGCAAUCCUGUUGUCAUCCGCACCAGCCCUGCCGUGGUUCCCAUCGAGUGCCACUACCCCAGGAGGGACAAUGUGAGCAGCCAUGGUGUCAAGCCCACGUGGGCACCCUUCCGUUACACCCUGUCCUCUGAGGAGAGGCUGCCCUUCUCCCUGCGCCUCAUGAGUGAUGACUGGAGUGCCGAGAGAGCCUCCGCUGUAUUUCAGCUGGGAGAGGUCCUCCACUUCCAAGCUGGUGUUGAUGCAGAGAACCAUGUGCCUCUGAGGCUCUUUGUGGACAGUUGUGUGGCCACCCUGACCCCGGACAGGACCUCUUCUCUCCAGUAUGCCUUCAUUGAAUUCAGUGGGUGCCUGGUGGAUGGGCAGCUGGACGACACCAGCUCUGCCUUCGUCACCCCCCGGCCCCGGGAGGACAUGCUGCGCUUCAGGAUCGACGUCUUCAGGUUCGCAGGGGACACCAGGAACCUGAUCUACAUCACCUGUCACCUGAAGGUGACCCCAGCAGACCAAACCCCGGACCCCCUGAACAAGGCUUGCUCCUUCAACAAAGCCAGAAACACCUGGGCACCCGUGGAAGGCACCCGGGACAUCUGCAGCUGCUGCGAGAUGGGCAACUGUGGGUCCCCUGCGCUCUCCCGGAGCCUCAACCCCCUGGAGCGAUGGCCCAGCCGCCGCUUCCGCCGCCACGACACCAAGGGGAAAGAGGCUGAAGCUGACGUGGUCAUCGGCCCCGUGCUGCUCUCGAUGGAGCCGGGCGCGGGGGGACGGCAGCAGGAGGGUGGUCAGG
This is a messenger RNA of Manacus vitellinus (golden-collared manakin), 1048 nucleotides long. Its product is annotated as zona pellucida sperm-binding protein 3. The record is from RefSeq and is a predicted model, not a curated record. Gene Ontology annotation, biological process: egg coat formation; positive regulation of acrosome reaction; binding of sperm to zona pellucida. The transcript has 9 exons. The annotation marks the transcript as partial. NCBI's taxonomy places the organism in Eukaryota, Metazoa, Chordata, Aves, Passeriformes, Pipridae. Gene Ontology annotation, cellular component: extracellular matrix. Gene Ontology annotation, molecular function: acrosin binding.